Harpia harpyja (harpy eagle) is the source of this 5098-nucleotide messenger RNA. It is a transcript of the gene BACE1, whose product is annotated as beta-secretase 1. The record is from RefSeq and is a predicted model, not a curated record. Gene Ontology annotation, cellular component: trans-Golgi network; endosome; membrane. The transcript is spliced from 9 exons. Bases 185 to 1675 code for a protein of 496 amino acids. Gene Ontology annotation, biological process: membrane protein ectodomain proteolysis; amyloid-beta metabolic process. NCBI's taxonomy places the organism in Eukaryota, Metazoa, Chordata, Aves, Accipitriformes, Accipitridae. Gene Ontology annotation, molecular function: aspartic-type endopeptidase activity.
GGGCGGGCUUUCCGGGGCGGGGAGCGCCGCGCCGCCAUGCCCGCCGCCCCGCUCGGCCCCGGCGCGGCCGCCCGGCCGAGGCGCGGGGCGCUGCGGGCCUGCUAGGCCCCGUCCGCCGGGAGGAGGGCUUUCCGGGGUGGGGAGCCGCCGGUGCGGCGGAGGGCGCGGGCAGGGGCCUGCGGCGAUGGCGACCGCCUGGCCCUGGCUGCUUCUGUGGCUGGGGGCGGCCACCCUGCGCGCCCGCCCGACCCCGCCGCGUAUCCGGCUGCCGCUACGGGGAGGCGCCGGCCCGCCGCCGGGUCCCCGGGCCCGCCGGGCACCGGAGGAGGCCGAGCGGGCCGGCAGCUUCGUGGAGAUGAUCGACAACCUGCGCGGCAAGUCCGGGCAGGGCUACUACGUGGAGAUGACGGUGGGCAGCCCCCCGCAGAAGCUGAAUAUCCUGGUGGACACCGGGAGCAGUAACUUUGCUGUGGGAGCUGCGCCUCACCCCUUCCUCCGGCGAUACUACCAGCGGCAGCUGUCCAGCACCUACCGCGACCUGCGGAAGGGCGUGUACGUGCCCUACACCCAGGGCAAGUGGGAAGGGGAACUGGGCACCGACCUUGUCACCAUCCCCCACGGCCCCAACGUCACCGUCAGAGCCAACAUUGCUGCCAUCACGGAGUCGGACAAAUUCUUCAUCAACGGCUCCAACUGGGAAGGGAUCUUGGGGCUGGCAUAUGCCGAGAUCGCCCGGCCCGACGACAGCCUGGAGCCCUUCUUUGACUCCCUGGUGAAGCAGACCCGGGUGCCCAACAUCUUCUCCCUCCAGCUUUGUGGGGCAGGCUUCUCGCCCAACGAGACGGAGGCCCUGGCGUCGGUGGGAGGCAGCAUGAUCAUUGGUGGCAUCGACCGCUCGCUGUACGUGGGUGACAUCUGGUACACGCCCAUCCGGAAGGAGUGGUACUAUGAGGUCAUCAUCGUCAAGCUGGAAGUCAAUGGGCAGGACCUCAACAUGGACUGCAAAGAGUACAACUACGACAAGAGUAUCGUGGACAGUGGGACCACCAACCUCAGGCUGCCAAAGAAGGUGUUUGAGGCUGCGGUGAAAUCCAUCAAAACAGCUUCGUCGACGGAGAAGUUCCCGGACGGCUUCUGGCUGGGGGAGCAGCUGGUUUGCUGGCAGGUCGGCACCACCCCCUGGCACAUCUUCCCCGUCCUAUCCCUCUACCUGAUGGGGGAGGCCACUAACCAGUCCUUCCGGAUCACCAUCCUGCCCCAGCAAUACCUGCGACCGGUGGAGGACGUGGCCACCUCUCAGGACGACUGCUACAAGUUUGCCAUUUCCCAGUCCUCCACAGGCACUGUCAUGGGCGCCGUUAUCAUGGAGGGCUUCUACGUGGUCUUCGACCGUGCCCGCAAGCGCAUUGGCUUCGCCGUCAGUGCCUGCCACGUGCACGACGAGUUUCGGACAGCCGCCGUGGAGGGACCCUACCUGCACUCCAACAUGGAGGACUGCGGCUACAACAUUCCACAGACGGACGAGUCCACCCUGAUGACCAUCGCCUACGUCAUGGCAGCCAUCUGCGCCCUCUUCAUGCUGCCCCUCUGCCUCAUGGUGUUCCAGUGGCGCUGCUUCCACUGCCUGCGGCGGGACCACGAUGACUUCGCUGAUGAUAUAUCCUUGCUGAAGUGACGGCAGAGCGUGGGGGCAGCCCUGGGGGCCGCAGCUGAGGCAGCGGGGCAGGGAGAGGUAGGUCCUUUCUCCGGGGGCUGGAGCGUGGAGGCAGGGCAGCAGUGUGGGGAGCUCAGACCCUCAGCCCAGGCUCUCCUGGCCCUGGGGGACUUGGUGCCCAGCAGGGCUGGCGGGCCGGGAGCAGCCAUGGGAGCCCCAGGCCCGGGCUGUGUUCAUCCAGGACCUACAGAAAGAGUAUGGCAGCUGUGGAGGUGGAUGAGGGCGCAGCAACCCCGUCCCGGGGGCCGAGGGUAGCAUCUCUGCUCCGGCACCCGGCCUGUCCCAAGCUCUCCUGCCCAGGCCAGCCCUGCCAGGCGUGGCAGAGUCACGCUGAUGAGCCAUCCCCUGCCUGUCCCCUGUUGCCCUCCAUCCCUGUGCAGCUGCCCCUCUCAGGAUGCCACUGGCCCAGGCUCUCCGCGCAGGGAGCUGUGCAUGCGUGCCUUCCCCGUGCGGCUCCCUGCGCAGGACACCUGCCUGAGCUGAGCUCCAGAGUUCCCAUCUCGGGAGCCUCCCAUCCCCAGCCCCGGGCUUUUCGGAGAGCCACGCAGGGCCAGCCUGGGGCUGCCCGGACAGGAGCAGCCAGAGGCAGGGGUUUCCCUCCCAUCCUUCUGCUUCCCCCAUACAUGUCCUGCUCCAACGUUUCCUGUGGCAUUUCCCCUGCCCUCCCAAACCGUCCUUCCACUGCUGCCAGCCCCGGAACUCCCUGUGCCCACCCUGCCCUCCCGCCGGCCUCCUGGGACAGGCAGGAGCAGGCACCCAUCCUCUCCCUGCUCCAUUUUCGCUCGCCACGUCCCUUUUGGGGACAGGAAACUGCCUCGCCUCCGUUCCAGCAGCAGCGGCACCUGCCAUGGAGAAGCCAGUGGCUGCUGCCCUCCCGUCCCAGGAUAAACAGCCUCCUGGCUCGGGGACAUUGGCACUCGCCCCCACGGGCUGUGUGGGGAGGGAAAGAAGCGGCAUGUCCCCCCUCCAAGCACCAGGCAGCCCGCUAUGCGCAGAAACCGCGUGCCAAGAGAGAGCGAAGUACCCAACCCCAGUGCCAGCCACUCCCCAGCCCACCCGCGCCCGUUUGAAAGCCAUAGGGGAGCCAGCGCCGGGCUUGGCCGGCUCCCGCCCGCAGCCCCUGCCCUGCCUCACCGCCGGCGAGUCCCACAGCGGAUCCUCUCUGCUUGCUCCAUGAGUCUGUGCGUCCUGGCCGGGCCCCGGCUCCUGCUCCCACGGCGUGAGACACCCUGGCAGCUCGGGGGCUGCGGGGACUGCAGCAUUUCUUAUUUUUUAAACACACAGUUCUAUUUAUUUCAGGUUUUGGUUUUUUUGGUUUUUUUUUUUUAUAACGCAAGUCACUGGUAGCGCAGCUGCGCAGAAUCAGAGCGUGUAUAUAGCAGGUCCCACACCGUGCACGGGUGUACAAGUAACGGUUGCUUCUCACCUGUACAAGAUAUACAUAUAUCUGUAUUUUUAAUUCUAGCGCUGAAAGCCACUGUUCCAAACCCAACAUUAGGGGGUUUGGUCCUGUUUUGUUUUGGGUUUUUUUUUUAAAUACUUUCAGCCCUCCGCUCAGUCCUAGGGCCUGGACCACAACCCAAGGCCAGGGCUCGCUCAGCAGCAGUGUGCUCGGGUGGAAGCACUUUACGGAUCGGGGUGGCCUGAGUUGGUUUCGGAGGAGGUGGUGACAGUAACGGAGGGAUGCAGGAGGAGGGUAGGGCCGGAGCACACAGAGCAGUGGUUCACGAGCCGAAAGGACCUCCGCCGCAGGCUCACCACCUCCCUUCCCCUGGGCAGACACCCUCGAGCUUGCAGGCAGUUGAUCAUGCUGUACUUCCUUACUUCUCUGCCUCCAACCUGGACAGGAAAGUCCUUCCUUUCAAACACCAAGAUCCACUAACUAAAAGGCAACGUUCCUCCACGAGCAAAAGAGGGGGCUGCCUGUGGCGCGGGGGCCGAGCUGGCAGCUACCCAGUGGAGGCAUGUGCAAGAGCCCAGCCACUGCUUCAGCUGUGGACAGGGGCCGGGGGCUGGAGCACCGCAGGUCUGCAGUAAUCGCCAAGCAUAAAGCUUGUUAACUAAACCCUGCGGUUAAGUAUUUCUUUGAAAAAGCAGUGAGGGAGCCAGCGCGCACGGCAAGAGGAGGAAACCCACACCAUGUAGGAGAGGCAAGCCAGGCACUGCCGCAGCAGCCCAGUACACGCACCCCUCCACUGUCCCACUUCACUACUAGCACCCUCGCGAGUAGCAUCCCCUUCCCCUACCUUGCUCUGAAACAGCAAGCACCCAGCGAUUCCGCUUCAGCACAAAAGGGCAACGUUACGUGAUUGCAGCGUGCGUGCAGACCUCCACACCCUCGUGCCUGCCCAGGACACCCCCCUCCCCAGGAUCCCAGACUGUUGUGGACCACUGCCUUAAAACGCUGGCAAGCGUGUGCGUGCGUGCUUGUAGAAAGAUUGGGAUAGUGGCCAAAUUUAGGCAUGCUGCGCCCCGGCAGCGCUUGCCCUGACUGACCCCAAGGUGUAGGUGCCUCCAGCAGUGCUGAAUUCAUGCCACAGACUGCAAGGGGGAAAAAAUUUCUAGAGAGUCAGCGCAAGAUUUUAAGUGGGGCCGAGCACCUCGUAAUCCCACCGAAAUCCACAGAGAAAGCGCUGGCGCCUCAGCCCAUGCUUUAGGAGAAAGUACAGGAGAGGGGAAACUAGGAACUGCAACAGGUUGGUUGGUUAUCCUGAGCUGCAGCGCAGCUGAAUCCAUUCGCUCCUGAGCGCUCCCUCCCCAGGGCCCAGAGUUACAGCAGGGAACACCGGGUCAAGGCGUGUGCGGAACUCUGCCCCACAGGAGGGGGACGGGGACGGUUACCGCAGGCCGUCGCUGUAGGCUCCAGUACUCUGUAACCCAUUGUCUAUGUAAGAACGAUGAAUGUUAACACGGUAAAUUAUUAUUACAUUAAAAAAAGACCACAAAAAAAUGCUCUUCAUCUGCGACCUGUUCACUGCCAAGAGGGGAGCUACUGGGUGAGCACCCACAGCGCCAGACGGACACAGCAGGGGGCCGGGCACAGGGCAGUGAGGUAUCCCGCCAAGGGGAAUGGUUUGCGGCAAGUGUGGAGCUGCCGCAAGCGCUGGCCCCGGAGAAGGAGCCAUGGGAAGCUAAGCAGGAAGAGGCAGUUACAGCAGCCACCAGCAUCCUGGCGAGCAGGUUAUGCUUUAACGCUCAUUCACAAGGAAGCCAGCAAGGCUGCGAGCUAAGAAAUAAGGAGCAGCACCAGAUCACUGCAUAAUAUACACACUUUAUUUAUGAAUUUGUAUGUAUACAGACUUUCUAUACACACAUUACCUAUAUAAUAAAAAUGUACAUGUGUAUACAUGGUCGUAUAAAUAUAGAACUGUAGAAAUCUUAGAA